Messenger RNA from Labeo rohita (rohu), 2257 nucleotides. It is a transcript of the gene bach1b, whose product is annotated as BTB and CNC homology 1, basic leucine zipper transcription factor 1 b. Gene Ontology annotation, molecular function: DNA-binding transcription factor activity, RNA polymerase II-specific; RNA polymerase II cis-regulatory region sequence-specific DNA binding; protein binding. NCBI's taxonomy places the organism in Eukaryota, Metazoa, Chordata, Actinopteri, Cypriniformes, Cyprinidae. The transcript has 5 exons. The record is from RefSeq and is a predicted model, not a curated record. Bases 112 to 2130 code for a protein of 672 amino acids. Gene Ontology annotation, biological process: regulation of transcription by RNA polymerase II.
CAAGAGUGAAACACAAGCACCUCCUUGUUUUCAUAGUUACAAGUGAGCGCUUUAAGCAAGCCAGUUAGUAUGUAGUAUCAAAUCCAGCUUUUCCUCUCACUCUCCGAUGAUAUGACAGAUGAAACUCUCAGAAUGUCGGUGGAAAACGCCAAGUCAUUCAAGUUCACCUUUCAGUCGUCUGUGCACAGUUCCCACGUCCUGCAAUGUCUCAACGAGCAGAGAAAGAAAGAUCUUCUGUGUGAUGUGACGGUCGUAGCAGAGAACCAGAGUUUUCGGGCCCACAGGGCAGUUCUGGCGUCCUGCAGUGAUUAUUUCAGCACUCGCUUGUCCAGCCAUACACCUGAAGGGAUAAUCAUCCACGUUCCUGAUGAGGUUACCUCAAAGGGAUUUGAACCCUUGCUGGAGUUUGCCUACACCUCAAAACUCCUCUUCACCAAAGAGAACGUGCUGGAAAUCCGUAACUGCGCCUCUGCUCUUGGUUUCAAGAACUUGGACAAAGCCUGCUUUGACUUCCUUCUCCCCAAGUUCUUUGACAGCAGCAAAAGUGCAUCAAAAGUCCAGAGGAAGUGCUGCAAAACCAAAUGUUGCAAAUCACAAGAGGCUGAAUCGAGCUCGAAUAACAAGGAUGAUGUUAUUGAUGAAAACAAAUCAUUACUUCAGCCCGCACAGCUUCAGCUUAAAGUCAAAGAGACAUCUUGUCCUCCUUCGGUGGCUAUUGAGGACGUAGGAGAAAGCUGUCAAAGCCAGAAAGACACAGAUUACUCCCUCCUGUGCCCGAAGUACCGAAAGUUUCAAAUAGCUUGUGGGAAGGAGCGAUCCUGUUUGGAUGCUUGUGGCUCGACACCCAUGUCUCUUGACAAGCCAGAAGACGACUGUUCCUUAAACUGCCUCCCUUGCUCAAGCAAUGAGAACUUACCAUGUGAUAAGACACCUCUCGUUGGCGAUGAAGUUUCUCUUCUACCUGAAUGUUGUUCUCUGAAUCCUGGUCCUUGCACAGGCCAGCCAUCAUUUCCAACCUGUAACGAGUUGGCACAAUCAAUCUGUGACUCUUCAAAAUGGGGAAUGUCCCCUCGCUCAGGACCGGAGGAUAUUAUGAGGCCAUACGUGGCGCUCAGAGAUGACCGAUGCAAUGAACAGAGAAGCACAGAGGAAAUAGAGGUGGCCAAACAGCUCACGUUCUGGCCGGAUUCUUGUCAGGCGCCUCCCUCUGGCCUGGGCUUGGUGGCGAAACCCCCAAAUCUCAACUGUCUGAAAAGCUGCCAACCGGAUCCCAGAGCAGUGGAGUGUCCAUUUCUGCAGGACUUCGGUGCGGUAGGCGCUCAUUUGCACGAUGGAGACGGGGGACCAAUGUCACAGGAUAGUCCAUACAUGCCCUCCAAUCAAUCAGGGGAGGACUCGGAUAGUUUCGACACAGAGGGGGACAGUGAGUCUUACAGCAGUGAACGAGUGCGUGAGAUGGCGCUGCCGCUCUCUGUGGAUCAGAUCGUGUCCCUGAGCAGGAACGACUUCCAGCAGAUGCUGAAGCAGCAGUGCUUGACACGAGAGCAGCUCGACGUCGUGCAUGACAUCCGCAGACGGAGCAAAAACCGGAUCGCAGCCCGCCGCUGCCGCAAGCGGAAGCUUGACUGCAUACACAACCUGGAGUGUGAAAUCGAGAAACUGAGGAGCGAGCGAGAGAAGCUGACAACUGAAAGGAUAAAGCUGAAUCAGAUGAAGAUGAAGGCCUGGCAGAAUUACUCAGGCCUGUAUGAGAGGGUCUGUACUGAAGCCGCCCUCAGACCAGAGCAGCUUCAGGUGCUGGCCAAAUAUUCCUCUCCAGAAUGCCCGCUGACUGCCUUCCUGUGCCCCUCCCCAGACCCUUCUCAGAGUCCCGACACACAACUGCCGCAGGCUUCAGACUUCUCCACGCACACCUGUUGCUCUGGAGCCAACCCACCAGUUAGUUCCUCAGUGGAAAAUAUUGCUGCACAAUCAAGCUCACAGAACCUGUUACCUCUUGGGGUCGUAGAAGCUCAGUCACGCACCUGUCCUCCUGACGCCUUGGCUUUUGAGAACAGCGAGUGUAGUUCAAUGGACUUUAAACUCGCCACUGAUCUUCUCAUGAGCAAUCAUGAAACAGACAAAUUGUAAAAGUAAAUGUGUUGGUUGAAGAAAGGACCAUGGAAAAUCACUGAAGGACUUUAAUCACUCACUUAAGGUGCAUUUAACAAACGUGACAUCACUACUGUCCUCGUCUGAUCGUAGGUUGUAUAUUUUA